Eublepharis macularius is the source of this 5690-nucleotide messenger RNA. It is a transcript of the gene BACE2, whose product is annotated as beta-secretase 2. The record is from RefSeq and is a predicted model, not a curated record. Gene Ontology annotation, biological process: amyloid-beta metabolic process; membrane protein ectodomain proteolysis. Bases 362 to 1918 code for a protein of 518 amino acids. The transcript is spliced from 9 exons. Gene Ontology annotation, molecular function: aspartic-type endopeptidase activity. Gene Ontology annotation, cellular component: endosome; trans-Golgi network; membrane. NCBI's taxonomy places the organism in Eukaryota, Metazoa, Chordata, Lepidosauria, Squamata, Eublepharidae.
GGGCGCCCUGCUCGGGACUUUUUCUCCGGCUGGUGCUCAGUCCCGUCAUAUCCGUUGCAAGGCGGCUUGGCCGGUGCUCGGGAAGUUACUUGGCAAUUGUUUGCCCAAGGAGGCGCAGGACGACGAGGCGCGUUCCUGGCCGCUGCGCUGCCGCGCCCCGAACGAAACUUUCUUCGCUCGCUUUGGAGGCGGGCGGCCUUGGGAGUGGGCGCAGAAUGCGAGGAGGAGCCGAUCUCAGGAAGGCAACAUGAAGCCGUGCCGCCAAGCAGCUGGCCCCUUUCUACUCCGUUGCUACUACGGGAAACCGCGCGCAGCCACCCGGGGGCACAGAGUUUAGCCGCUGGGCGCUGCAGCCGUCGAGAUGGGCCACUCGCGGGCGGCGUGCUGCCUCCUGAUUGCCGCCGCCGCCGCCGCCGCCGCCGGGCGCUGCGAGGCUCAGUUCGUCUUCCCCCUGCAAGUGUCUCCCGCCGUCGCCCCCAGCGACUCACUUGUUCCCACGCCCGUGUUGCUGAAGCGGACGGGCGGCGCUGGGGCCAGCCGCGAGGCAGGCAGCUUAGCCUUAGCCGCCGAGCCCGGCGGCUCCGUCAACUUCGUGGCCAUGGUGGAAAAUCUGCAGGGAGACUCCGGGCGCGGCUACUACCUUGAGAUGCUCCUGGGAAGCCCGCCGCAGCAGCUAAAUAUUCUAAUUGACACUGGAAGCAGCAAUUUUGCAGUUGCAGGUGCACCGAACAUAGAUGUGGCCUCAUACUUUGAUACAACAAAGUCAAGCACAUAUCAGUCACUGGGCAUUGAGGUCACUGUUAAAUAUACCCAAGGGAGCUGGACUGGAACUCUGGGCACAGAUAUCAUCACUAUCCCUAAAGGGAUAAAUGGAACUUAUAUUAUCAACAUAGCCACCAUAUCUCAGUCUGAGAAUUUCUUUUUAAAAGGAGUUAAAUGGCAGGGGAUCCUUGGACUUGCCUACAGUGUCCUAGCCAAGCCCUCGAGUUCGGUGGAGACCUUUUUCGACUCUCUUGUGAGCCAAGCCAAAAUCCCCAACAUCUUUUCCUUACAGAUGUGCGGAGCUGGUUUACCUGUUUCAGGAUCUGGUACCAAUGGGGGUAGUCUUAUCCUGGGUGGGAUUGAACCAAGCCUGUACAAGGGACAAGUCUGGUAUACACCUAUUAAAGAAGAGUGGUAUUAUCAGGUUGAAAUACUCAAAUUGGAAGUUGCAGGCCAGAACCUUAAUUUGGACUGUAGAGAGUAUAAUAAAGAAAAAGCAAUUGUAGACAGUGGCACCACUCUCCUCCGACUGCCUGAGAAAGUGUUCAGUGCUGUUGUGGAUGCAAUUGUGCGCACAUCCUUGAUCCAAGGGUUUUCACCUGGAUUUUGGACUGGCGCACAGUUUGCUUGUUGGAAUAGAAUGGAAGAACCUUGGAGCAUGUUUCCAAAGAUAUCUGUGUAUUUGAGAGAUGAAAAUUCCAGCUCAUCAUUUAGGAUCACAAUCCACCCACAGCUCUAUAUUCAGCCUAUUCUAGAGAUGGGCCAAAAUCUGAACUGUUAUCGCUUUGGCAUCUCCUCAUCUACCAAUGCCCUGGUCCUUGGUGCUACAGUGAUGGAAGGUUUCUAUGUCAUCUUUGAUAGAGCUCAGAAGAGAGUGGGCUUUGCAUUAAGUCCAUGUGCUGAAGUUGGUGGUUUACCAGUAUCGGAGAUUGAAGGCCCUUUCACAACUGCAGAUGUAGCAAGCAACUGUGUGUCUACUAUGUCUUUCCAUGAACCAUUACUAUGGAUUGUGUCAUACGCACUUAUGAGUUUCUGUGGACUAGUCCUCCUCCUCCUAAUUAUUUUGCUUCUGCUUCCACCUCGUUUUCGACAUCGUUACACUGAAAAUGACAUAGUAAAUGAUGAAUCAUCCUUAGUACGACAUCGAUGGAAAUGAGGAAUUUGAUCAAAAAACAAGGAAUCCUUGUCAUUUCUGCUUACUGAAAUUAAGUGUGGCUAUCUCAACCAAAGCUAGAAGUUCAGGUCCCACUCUUUAAGAAUUUCAAUAUCAUAUUCUACUACAAGAUAUCCUCUGAUUCUACUGUAUCAUAAUUUUAAACUUCUGUUUCUAAGCAGAGUUUUGAACCAAAUGUACAUAACAAUUGCAAGUGCUAUUCCACUGUUUCUGGAAAACAAUCAUUCGAGUCUUUAUGCGCUUAGUCUUUUAAAAAAUGCAAAACUUUGUAUCCUAAUUCCAACAAGGUUGGCUUCUUUACAUACCAUCAAACCUCUCCCCCUGUUGCCAUGGUUUUGGUAAGUUGUUGAUUGAACUUUGAGUGUCAAAUCAGAAUGAUGCAUUAUUGACCCUUGUUUUUCUCCUUAGCCACAUUUAAAUAAAGAUAUUCUUGUUUUGAAGCAGUUUUAAAUCAGUGGCCAGAAGAAAAGAUCAGUCCUCUAUACAGAGGAAAGAUACAUGUCGGACUAAAAAGAGUUCUUUUUCUUUCAGAUGCAUGACAGUAUCAGUUACUUUCAAAAGAUCCAAACUCUCACAAGAGGUGAAGUAGGAAAAAGCACAGAAACCCAACCCUAUUGAGAAGCCUUAAUAUAAAACUAGACUACCUCUUAAUUUACAAAGAUGCUAUUCACAAAUAUGAUGCAGACAGAAGAGUUCUUGAAAUAGGAAAGAUCCUUUCCCACCAAAACAAGGCACAAGCCCACCUCCUUUCAGCAUUCCCUUUGAGCUUUUUUUCUAAUUAAUGGCAUUUUUAAAACAUUUGACUUUACCACUCAUAUUAGCUUCCUGUUUCUGAAUUCAUGCAUAAGCAGUCUUAGGAUAUGUUCACUCAGCCUUUGUAUGUGCAUCUGGAAAAACAGAUGCGUUAUAAGGGCAAGUUUCUCUCUUUACACCUUUUGGAUAUCUCUACUGACUAGACAUUGAACUGAACACAAUACAGUCUCUUCUGCUGAAAGGUGGCCCAUUUGGCAAAGGCCAUGAUUGGAAAAGGUGGGAGGGUCUUUAAUGAAAAGCCAGUGAGCUUAGAUGAUUGAACCCUUGAUUAACAUGAGCAAAGGUGCCUGUGGGUGUGAGGAGAAAGCCUGGUAUUGGUGACAGCAAAUAGGACAUUAACUGAUUUUACCCUAAACGAAGUAGCACCCUUUUCCCAUUGAAGUCAAUGGGAUUAGAAAGGUAUAACUCAGCUUAGGCUGGCUCUGUAAAGUCUUUUUGCACAAUUGUACCAAAUUCUACUCAUAAAUGUCAGUGCUGGCAUGCUAAAAUCCUACCAGUGCUGAAUUUAGAACCUGGCAACAGCACACCCGCAGGCGUUUGUGCUGACUUUUUCUAACACAGUUGACACAAGUUUAGACACUUCUGUAAAAAGGCCAUAAUUAGUAAAAGAGCUGAAAAUGUGUUUAAAACCAAAAUUGCGUGCCUGGAUAGAUUUUUAGUAAAGUAUAAAAGAGAUUCCCUAGAAGCAAUAAAGUGGCUCUACUCCUCAAUAUUCACAGGAAUCAAGAACCAAAUUAACUUUCCACUCUGCACCCAGCAAUAAUUACACUUGAAAUAUUUCCUACAUAUAUAUGACUGGGCAUUUAUAUAGAGUUGUGAAGUCCAAGCAUAUGUAUGGAAAAUAAUUGCUUACACUGGCUGGUAACUUUUUCUUUUCACAGAAAUCAGUUUUCCAAGUUUUGAUCUUUACAGCUACUCUUGCUUUUCUUAAUUCAGUGUUUUUACAUAUAAUACUGUAUGCGAGCAGUGAGAGAUAAGCUGUAAACUAAUGGCUUUAGGGGGAAGAACUGGCAAUCUUGAAAGAUGUAUAUUAGUUCUCCAGUAGUGAAAAAAAUAGUGAUAGCAAAUUACCAUUCAAUUUUUAUACCUCAGUAUUAUACAUCAGUGCCUAUUAAUUCACUCAUCACUGAUGAGGACAAAAAACUACAGAUACUUGAAUUAUAUAAGCAAUAAUCUUAGUUACAGUGUGACUUUUCAUGGAAUCCCUUGCCACAAAAAUGCAGCUAACAUACACUGUGCUGUCUCAACACUUGCUUAUAACAUAACUUCCAUCCAUCUUUUAAAAUUGAGAUGUACGUUGGCAUAUAUUCAGGUGGGUACUGCUCCAUUGCUCAGGCAACAGGAUCAGUGAUGGCUUCACUGACAAGGUUCCAUUAUUUAGCUUCAGAAACUGCACUUGAUGCUGCAUCAUCCAGGCUUGCUCACAGUUUUUACAGAUGUUUUUCCUUUGUUGUAAAAGUUCUUUGAAGAAACUAAAUUUGAAAAAAAAAAGACUUGCCUAAAACCAUUCACUUAGAGGGGCAGGAUUAAGAGUUGUUUUGUCCAACAAAAUAUAUCUUUUUUGAAACACAUAAUUUGGACAUGGUUAUUCUUUUUUAUUCUAACAUUUUAUUUUUUAUUUUAUGCACAGAAAAACAUAAAAUGGCUAUGCUUAAUCUUCAGUCUACAAGUUCUGUCAAUGCAGAAAUCUCAAGUUUGUUGUCUGUUUUUAAAGAAAUAUUUAAGUGAAAUGAGUUAAACAAGGGAAACAUUCAAAUUGGAGCACAGUCUGAGAUUUUGUCUUAGAGGCAAAAGGCAUGGCUUGCUGCCUUAUUAUGGUCUCUCUUGCUGGACUGUACCAUUAGAUUGUAGGUGAUUAACAUUUUUAAAUGGUGGGUUAUUAAAAGUUUAGGAGGUUUUUUGUAACCUUUUCACCUUUACACUGACAUUCUAGUUGUGUGUAUUUGUUUUAUGUAUGUAUAUAAGUAAAUGAGUACAGGGCGUUUUUCAUGAGAGGGGCAAUUAAAAGAUGUGCUUUCAUCAUCUACAGUUAGAAAUGGUGCAACCCAGCCACAGUUUGAUCUGAUGAGGCAUCGAAUCACAUGCCUUGGCUCACGCUUGCUGUCACAGGAAAUUCUCCUACUAACUCUGUAGAUCACCUUUUGUGAAUUGAAUAACAUAACAGAGAAAACGGUGUAGGUUGGCAUUUUUUUUCCUGCACAUUGUAUAGUGUAAGGCCAAUUGAAGUCUAAUACAAAGCAGUUUAAAAAUGCACUUAGCCUGCAAAAGAUAUUAAAUGUUAAUUAAUUAUAGGGAAAUGAAUUUCUGGGCAAAUUAGAAAUAAUAUUUCUGCCUUUUGGUCUCCUGUGGGCUUAGUGGAUACUAAACUGAGACUCCACCAAAUGUUCUUAGCAUCCUUUGCCUUUUUCCAUUAUGAAAUGCUACCUUUGCGUACUUAUCAGUAGACGUAAAGUAAGCUUGUUGAAUCUCAAGGGGUAUUUUCAACAGAAAUGAAAGCUUAUUGUCACGAUUUGUAAAUAUAAUUUUUUUUAUCUUACUGAUUUAUUGCCUAUGUUCAAGCCUCACUUAUUUCCAUAGAGAAGACCUGCUCAAUGGUAAUCUAGAAUGACCAAGUGACUCAUUUUCAAGGAGUCAAACUUCUAAGCUUAACGUUUAGCAUUCUAAACUAAUCCAAAGAGGCUGAAAAGUGGAGAUAAAAGUGAUGUUAUAAAGACCAGAGAUAAUCUUCAUUAUUUAAUGUUCUAACUGUUGUCUAAAACGGGUUACAGCCUAACAUUGGCAAUUUUAAAUAAUGCAGAAUGAUAUUUUCUUGUGUGUUGAAAUAUAUCAAAACUUUUAAUUGUUUAAUCAAUUAAUUAUUUCUGAUUUCCAUGGCUGCCUAAAGAGUAAUCCAGAGUGUCAUUCCACUUACAAUUCAGAAUAAAUCUAUUACAUUCCACAA